This is a messenger RNA of Arachis duranensis, 708 nucleotides long. RefSeq lists its product as uncharacterized. Bases 107 to 556 code for a protein of 149 amino acids. The record is from RefSeq and is a predicted model, not a curated record. Lineage: Eukaryota; Viridiplantae; Streptophyta; Magnoliopsida; Fabales; Fabaceae. The transcript is spliced from 7 exons.
AAUUUUUAUAACGUUAUUUCUUGCUUCCAUUUUCCACACUUGAAAGCAGCUCUCACACGCUCCCCCCAUUUUCAAAAACAAACCAACCCCUUUCCCUUUCUUCACAAUGGCUUCCCCUGAUUCCGCCGCCGCCGCCGCUUCCCUCCCUCCCUCCUCCACCAAGAAGGAUGAGGUCACUCCGAUUUCGUCUAAAAUCGCGGAACUAAAUGAAUCGAGAUCGGAGCUUCUCACGAGAAUCCAGAGUUUGAAACAGGAUUUGCAAAGUUGGAGGUCAAAGCUAGACACACAAGUGAAGGUUUAUCGCGAUGAGCUGUCAGAACUUAAGAAAACACUCAAUGUUGAAGUGGAGCAACUACGAACAGAAUUCCAAGACCUUAGGACCACCCUUCAGCAGCAACAGGAGGAUGUUACAGCAAGCUUAAAAAACUUGGGGCUUCAGGAUGUAGCAGGAGAUGUAAAACAAACUCAGUCACAGGAGGUUAAGAUUGAGGAAAUUGACAAGGAAGAGCAACAGGUAUUACCUGAAGAGCAUACUGCCAAAGUGGAUAAAAUUUAAACACAAGGAGCAGUUUGUUCCCUUAGAGGAGGCUGAGAGAUUUUCCAUGUUGUAUUAUUAGUUGUGUGUGACGUGUUUGAUGAGUACUGCUGCGUAUGAUAAUACAGGAUUCAUCAAUCAAUGGUAACUUCUGUGGUUGCCUUUCAUUUCUA